UUUUUGUUUCGUUUUGGAGCAUUGGCGUAUCGGAUCAGGCUGUUGGAAACGAACCGGUGCUAACGGCGGAGACUUUGCGGUGCGCAUUAUGUCGGCCGACGCGGAGAAUAUUCGCGUCGUGGUCCGAUGCCGUCCUCUCAGCGAAAAGGAGCAGGCAGCGGGAUGCCAGGAAAUUGUGACGGUCGACACUGUUCAGGGCACAGUCUUGGUUACCAACCCAAGCGGCGCACAUGGAGUUGUACCUCCUAAGAUGUUCACGUUUGACACUGUCUUCGACGUGAAUUCCAAGCAAGUUGAAGUCUACAACCAGGCAGCUAGACCGAUCGUCGAAAAUGUGCUCGAAGGAUAUAAUGGCACGAUUUUUGCUUACGGACAGACUGGUACAGGAAAGACGUUCACCAUGGUGGGAGACCGCUCGGUUCCAGAGUUAAAGGGGAUCAUUCCAAACUCGUUUGCACAUAUCUUUGGCCACAUUGCUAAAGCUGAGGAUGACAAAAAAUUCCUAGUGAGGGCAUCAUACCUUGAGAUUUACAAUGAAGAAGCUAGAGAUCUUCUGGCAAAAGACCAAAAUGCGAGGCUUGAAGUUAAAGAAAGACCAGACAUUGGUGUAUACGUCAAGGGACUUUCAAGUUGCGUCGUCAAAACAGCAGAUGAACUGGAUCGAAUCAUGACACUUGGAAACAAAAAUAGGGCUGUGGGUGCAACCAACAUGAAUGCGCACAGCUCGCGUUCUCAUGCCAUGUUUACAAUCACUGUGGAGUGCAGCGAGUGCGGUCUCGACGGUAGGCAGCAUGUCCGUGUUGGCAAGCUUCACCUUGUCGACCUGGCGGGUUCUGAGCGUCAGAGCAAAACAGGCUCUUCUGGUCAGAGGCUACGAGAAGCUUCAAAAAUAAAUUUGUCCCUGUCAACCCUCGGUAAUGUUAUCUCUGCUCUGGUUGAUGGCAAAAGCACGCACGUGCCUUAUAGGAACUCAAAACUCACCCGCCUGUUGCAAGAUUCGCUUGGUGGGAAUUCUAAAACCUUGAUGUGCACCAAUAUUGGCCCUGCUGACUAUAACUACGAUGAAACAAUUAGCGCUCUUCGUUAUGCCAACCGAGCCAAGAACAUAAAGAACAAGGCCCGCAUCAACGAAGAUCCAAAGGAUGCCCUGCUUCGUCAGUUUCAGAAGGAAAUCGAAGACCUCAGAAAACAAUUGCAGGAAGGAGCUGACGAAUCAACACCUGAGGAUGACAGCAGCGAAGAAGCUAGCUGUGGUGAUGACAGCACUGAUAAAAAGGAUAAGCGGAAACGAAAAAAAGCCAUUUCCGAGGAGAAGAUGCGUGAAAUACAAGCGCAGAUCUUAGCUGACCGAAAAACCUUGUCAGAGAAAAAGGACAUGGCCCAGGAAGAGCGUGACCGUCUCGCUAGUGAACUUGAGAUAAGAGAACAACAGCUGAAUGCAGCAAGAGAAGAGCAAGAAGGUUUGAUGCAGAAGCUUCAUGCCCUCGAAAAGAAGAUCAUUGUGGGAGGUGAGAACCUCCUUCAAAAAGCUGAAGAGCAAGAGCGACUCUUGGAAGAGAGCGCACGAGAGCUUGAAGAGAGGAAGCGAAAAGAGGCUGCUCUCAGAGAAGCCCUGGAGCAGAAGGAGGCUGAGCGGCUGGACAUGGAGGAGCGGUACUCCACUCUGCAAGAAGAGGCGGCAGGGAAGACGCGUAAACUGAAGAAGGUCUGGGCUCUUCUUAUGAGUGCAAAGGCAGAGAUGGCCGAUCUCCGUCAGGAGCACCAGCGGGAGUCCGAAGGGCUGCUUGAGAAUGUGCGCCAGCUCAGCAGGGAACUGCGGCUCAACAUGCUCCUCAUCGAUGCCUUCAUUCCGCCAGAGUACCAGGAGCUUCUAGAGAGGUGUGUGCAGUGGAACGAAGACAUCGGAGAGUGGCAGCUGAAGUGCAUCGCGUACACGGGAAAUAACAUGUGCAAGCAGAGUUCUCCUGAUGUUGGCAAUCUUCAUGAGAAAUCUGAUCUGGACAUCUCACAUGUGUACUUGAGCUACUCUCCGGAUGGGCUGCAGAUGCCUGGCCGACACCGGUCGGGUAGAAAGUCGGCUAGACCGAAAACCUCUCGUCCAAAAUCCUCUCGCAGGGAUCACUGUGGAGUUGCUUCGGGAAGCCUCUCCCAAGUUUAGCUCCAAUGGGCACGUCGUUUUAUAUUCCUGCUUGACUCAUGCUUGGGCAAGUGCAGUGUCACUUUGCACUUAUUGUGUUUUUGGCGCGUAUUCUACCAGCUGCCAUACCAGAGGAAAAAUUACGGUGCACAUUAGUAAAUGUUCCAAAUAGAGACUGCUGCGCAACACAAAACACAGAAAGAAAAGGGUACUGCUUGUCCUUUCUUUGUGUGUUUUGUCACAUUUCGCUGCUUUAGCUUUGACUGAUAACCAUGUCCAAUGCUUAGCAUGAAUGUGGGCUUUUAUAGCCUCACAUAUAAGUACAUACUAUUCCCUAUGGAAUGUCGGAGGUAUAGACAGGAAUACCCGCGUUGGUGGCUUAAUCUUUUGAUGGUUCGACAAUGCGAGUUAGAAAAGCCCUUGUGUUGCACAAAUCAUGUCUGUGAGUGAAAAAAAAAUUUUUCAAAAAGAUUUCUAUUGCAGCCAACUUUUCAUUGGCUGCUUUAGUGGGUCAGUGGCUAUGGCACACUCAUGCUGAGCAAUAAGGUUGCAGGUUUGAUUUCUGGCUACAGUGGUUGCAUUCUAGUGGAAAUACAUUGCAGAAUUCCCAGUGUGCUGUAUGCUUAGUGCGCUUUUAAAUACCGCACUUGGUCAAAAUUGUCAAAAUUAAUGUGGAGCCCUCCACUAUGACCAUAUGAGCUUUAUGACGUUAAAUCCGACAAUGUAAUUUGGUAUUAAUUCAGUACCUUUGUGCUGGUGACUAAAUUGAGUGUGGCCAUUCAUUGUAACAAGAGUGCUGUAUAGGCUAGGUAGACACCUGGCACUGCUGUUCUUAUAUACACCUCUGAUAUUCUGUGUGGGGUAGUACAUGUACUCAAUGCACGAGUAUGAAAGGGAGAACAAGACUUCAGUGUAAUGGAGUCCUGCAUUGAAAUAACGAGAAAUAUCUGUAGGUGGCACAUUACACAGCAAACAGCAGUAACGGAGACUUGAACUACUAUCACACUUUCAAGCGUUCAAUCUUUUAUGUUGUUGCAGUGUGUGCAAAUGCCUAAGCUCUAUAGUGCCAUUAUUGAUGCUAAGCUUUCACUGCUACACGCAUAUCAUGCAAUGGCAUUGUCUAGUAGUAGCAUUUCAUUACAUCGCAUUUUUCAUGCUUUUCUAAGCGAAGGCCUAUUUCCAAUUGUGAUGGGAGGCAUGAGCCAAGAAGUGUGUGCUCUACUUGUACUACAGUCAUGCCAGUGUGAAACCAAAAUGAUAGGCCAAAUGAAACAUAUAUUCUUGCUUACUUGAACUUUUCAGUGCACAAUCGUGGUUAAACCAAGCCUUAAAGCUAAGAGUCUCCCUUUUCGUGAUAUUAAAGCCAGCUUUCCUGCAAUGCAUUUUGCUUAACUAAUGGUGGCAUGGUCUUAUCUGCAAACAGCUCGUACAAGCAAAGUUUGGUUGCCUUCAUCAUCAUCAGCCUAUUCUAUGUCUACUGUAGGACGAAGGCCUCUGCCAAUGAUCUCCAUUUCACCUUGUCUUGUGCGAGCUGAUUCUAUUUUGUGCGUGCGAACUUCUUAGUUUCAUCACCCCACCUAAGUACACAGAAAGUGUAGGCAUAACUCUCAUGAUUUAAAUAUGCGUAAGAGACAAGUGCCAGCAUGUGAAGCUAGAAAUUUGUCUUCAUUUGAACUAUGACAGGUGCUGCCAUCACUUGGGUGAACGUGCAAUGCAGAGAAUUUUUUGAAAAGUGUCUGUCACACCAUUUUCACACAUGCUGGUUAAAUCUACGGUGGGACAGAAGCCUGCUGCUUUGUCUUCUCUAAAGGAAGAAAAAUGUUAUCUACCAGAGAGCAGCAUGAAGCUUGAAAGAAAACUAAUAGUGCAGACCACUUAUAACGUAACCGCAUAUAGUGCAGGACCGGUUAUAAUGCGGUCUUUUUCGACUCCCGUUUACCCUCCCAUAGAACCGCAUGUAUACGCAUACCGCUUAUUGUGCAGUCCCCCAAGAUGAAAUGCCGUUUAUAAUGCGGUUGCAAGAAAAUAUUUCUGACAAACGCGGUAGCGAGUGCGGUUCUCAAAGGAGGUACGCCGCUGGGGAGGGUGCGACGAGGUCGUUACGAAGGGCGAGGGCACGCACAGUGAACGAACGAGGGGCGGAGGGAGGAAAAAGACCGCGGCAGCGCUGUGCGGGCUCGCCGAGUGGGGAAGGAUGGUGGUUGCCUAGGCGACGGUGUAGCCUUUGCACCGGCGGCGGCAAGGCCGCAAGGCUCCGCGGCCGCUUGCCGGCAGCGCGUUACGCGUGGAACAUACGAUCGCGUCCUCAUCAAGUGCGCUUUAAAGUAAGUUUCCUGUCGGGAAAAGCGUCGUCGUUAUCGCACUUGCUACAGAUAUCGCGUUUGCUACCUCGUCUGCAAAUUGAAAAGUUUUGCGGCUUCAUGGCGCGAGCUGCCUUUUCUGCCAGUGCGCGGACUUAAACGAGCUUGGCGGGCUUUUGUCGCCGUUGAUCUCCCAGCCGCGAACAUAAACCGCACAAACAUCGUAUCAUGCGCGCUGUUCUUGGGUUAGUGCUUGAGUGUGAUCUUUUCGACGUCCGAUCUUCAUGUUGUCUUGGAGAAACUUCCCACGACAACAUGCUGAACCGCACGCUAAGCCUAAUCAGCGUUGGUUGCUUUUCGGUAGCGGUCGCGGGCGAUGAACGCUGCGGUUUGGUGCGUAAUCAACGAAACUUUUUGCGAUGACUGCACUUGAAGGGAAGAGAAUCAUAUCGUUAAUGAAAACGAGGGCAUGGUUGGCACAUGCAACUCUCGAAUGGUGGUUCCAGAUUCGAUUGCAAUGUCUUGGACAUCGCGUGCGCGCCCGUGAAAUCGAACGAUCGGUACCGCUCAGCACGUGAAAUUUCGGUCGCGAUUCGACAUGGUUUCUGUGUAAUGCGCAUACCUCGAGGUGGCCUGAAACGUAGUCGGCGAAUUUCCGCGAUGGCACUUUGUUUUGUUUGCUUUUUCCCCCAGUGUGCAUUUCGUUGGCAAUGCGGGUCUUUGGCGGUUAAUUUUUGAACAUUCGGAGAUUUAAGUGGUUGUAAGCGCCCCAAAUCGCAUAUGUCGAUUAUUGGACACGCGAGGCUACAUGCUCAACACGUUUUCCGCAAGUGCAGCCUUUGUAGAAGGUUGCUUUGGUUAUAGUGCGGUACCGCUUAUAGUGUGGAUAUUCGCGACUCCGGCGACUUACGUUAUAAGCGCUCUAUACUUAUGGGUUUCUUGGAAGGAUAGCUUCGCAGUUAAAGAAAAACGCGGAAGGUCCAGCGCAUUGCUGGAACCUAAAUGACAAGCAGCUUGUUUGAUUUAGCAAGGUAGAAGCAGGGGUGGAUGACAUGAGCACAGCUCUGUAGCUGUCUGUGUUGCAAAAGCGAAGGCAAUGUGCGAUGCUUGCCGAAGGAAGAAUGUCAGAAAAAUAGAGGUGUGUGCACUGAGAAAUAUCGCACGUAUUUACGUGCAAUUGAUGCUGAAUUCAUACCCAUUGCAUCACAAUAGCACUUAUUCUGGGGGAUUGGCCAAGAAAGGACACAUACACCUAGUAAUCCCCCAUAAUCCCCCACAGAAAUUCCCAGUAAUCCAAGGUGUUGCCUACUACACAGGAUGGUAGCUAGGUGGCAGCAAGUAGUCUGUCCGGGCGCAUAACUCUGUGAUCGGAGUGUAUGUGCGUAUAUAGAAGUAUAUGAUGAUGAUGAAAUAAACUUUUAAUUUGCCGAAACAGUGCUCCCGAGCUUGUAAGCUUGGGGUCACCCUAGGCGGGAGGGUUUCUCAGUCCUGGAAUCCUCUGGCCGCGAUCGCCUCAUAUACAUAUACAUAU
Rhipicephalus sanguineus (brown dog tick) is the source of this 5968-nucleotide messenger RNA. RefSeq names its product kinesin-like protein KIF3A (gene Klp64D). NCBI's taxonomy places the organism in Eukaryota, Metazoa, Arthropoda, Arachnida, Ixodida, Ixodidae. The transcript is spliced from 16 exons. Gene Ontology annotation, molecular function: ATP binding; microtubule motor activity; microtubule binding. The coding region runs from base 89 to 2158 and encodes 689 amino acids. The record is from RefSeq and is a predicted model, not a curated record. Gene Ontology annotation, biological process: microtubule-based movement.